Molecule: messenger RNA, 1284 nt
Organism: Symbiodinium pilosum
Lineage: Eukaryota; Dinophyceae; Suessiales; Symbiodiniaceae
Source: the annotation of a GenBank genome assembly
AUGAUUGGCCGUCCCUCUUCGGGCAGAGGCUCGAUUGUUCAAUUGGCCCCUUUUGCAACUAACAGGAUCAGUGUUCGUGUUUUGCAUAUUGACACAGCUGAAGAGAUCUGGCGGGUAGGCAACGGCCUGCCAUCAGCCGAUCGGCGGAGGCGUUCAGCCUCCGCGCUCGCGUCAUCCAAGAUGGCGUUGCCUCUAUCAAUUUUGGGGCGCGACCUGGGCCCGUUGCUUCUCCUGUUGGUGACAGCUUUCAUUUGGAAAAAGCAUUUCUACAUGCGGGGCUUGACCUACCGGGCAACCGUGGUGCCAUUCGCUCGGGAGAAGAUCAUGAAAUCGAUUUUCUAUCUUGGCUUGCUUGGGAGCGUUGAUGCCGCCUUAAGGCGCAUCGGUCAGCUGCUCAUGCUCUUCAAACUGCCAAUUUUUCCCAAGUCGGAGCGCUCGGCAUUCUUGCUGCGACUUCUUCUCCUUCACGUUCCCUUCGCUGUUUGGGCUAUCAGGGGACCACUGAGCGAGCGCGGCUCAACUCGUGACGACCGCGGGUGGUCGGACGCUGUGACCCGGUCCCGCUUCUGGCGCUUGGUCUCUGCUGCCUUCGGCCACGCACACAUUGUUCUCUCUGAGGAAUGGCGCCAGCUGAGCCCCGAAGAGAUCCGCCGGUGGAUCGACAGGCACUAUGCGUGCAGCUCAGCUUAUCCGACGCAAAGUCCUGUCAUAUGGUUUGGUUGGCAAGGCAGUCACAGCGUCGACAAGAAGAGUUCCCACUUGGGCUGUACCACCAUCUGGGAGACUGUAACCUCAGACAUUUUCGGACCUGAGCAAUUUUCAGUCAUCGGAAUGCAUCCCCAUGGCCUGCUCCCUUUUGGAGCAAUCCUGGCCGGCCUCACCUGGGCUGGUGGCGGACUGCGCGGCCGCACGGCUUCGGGCGUGGAACUACCUGAGCCGGAGAAUGGGGGCGAGCUGCUACACCAGCGCUGGUUCAGGCAGAUGAAGCUGCGCGCUGCUGUUGCGUCUGGGGCCUGCGGCCUUUUCCCUGGCUUCUACGAGAUGUUUACAACCCUGGGUGCCUUUGAAUGCACCAAGCCCUUCAUCCGCGACCGCCUCCGAGCGGGGCGCGACGUGGCAAUCUUCGUUGGCGGAGCACAGGAAAGUGCAUAUGCAACUCCGGGUCGUUACGUGUGCUACAUCAAGUGCCAUAAAGGCCUGCGAGUGCGUGAUGUUGGCAUGGGAUGGCAAGGGCUAGUGGCAGGCAGCAUAGGGGAUCCUUCUCUGGGUUCUACUUCAAAUUAA